CUGAUGAUCUCUAAGCUAAUCAACUAGCUAGCUAGCUAGUCCCACACCCAAUUGAGCAUAUAUUAUGCACAAUGGACUCUGAGAAUAUUCAAUCGUUGUCUUCCUUGUCAUCAUCAUCUUCUUCCUCCUCAUGCCAGCUUUCUCCAUCCAGCGCAUGGCAGAACCUUAACCCUCCAUUAAUAUCCCAAGCUCCAUGCAUAUCAUCACAGAAGCGAAUUAAAGCCGGGAGAAAGAAGUUCAAAGUGACGCGCCACCCAAUAUACAGGGGUGUUCGGCAAAGAAACGGCAAAAAUUGGGUUUCUGAAAUACGUGAACCGAAAAAUAAAUCGAGAAUAUGGCUGGGGACUUACGCUGCCCCAGAAAUGGCAGCUAGGGCAUAUGAUGCGGCUGCCUUACAAAUUCGGGGAACUAUGGCUGUGCUCAAUUUUCCUGACUCAGCUUGCCUUGUUCCACGAGCUAGGUCAUCUUCUUCUAGGGAUAUACAGGAGGCAGCUUUCAUGGCUGCGGAGGCUUUUAGGCCUGGCGCUGUAUCGUCUUCCUCCUGCUCCUCCAGUAGUACUACUCUUCUACCCAAUAAGACCCAAGAUAAGGUUUUGGAAACUUCCAAGCAGGGAGAGAACAAAGAUCAGAAGGUAUUAGAACAUUUGUCACUAGAAAUUGUCUCUGCUAAUAAGAGCUCCUCUGAUGAUGAUGAUGAUGAUGAAGAAGUUCCAAACCAGGAUAGUACGUUUUUCUUUGACGAGGAAGCAUUGUUCAAUAUGCCAGGUUUGCUGAACAGCAUGGCGGAGGGCUUGAUUCUUACACCACCAGCUAUAGGUGGAGGAUUUGAUUGUGAUCAUGACUUUACAUGUGACAUGGAUUUGACUUUAUGGAGCGAUUGAUUAUAUCAAAUUAGGUCAUGUUGGGGGAAGAAGAUUGUAAAGGCAAAAAUUGGCUAGGAUUAGAUAACUAAAUGAUAAGGUUUAUCUUAUCAUUAUUUGAUUAAAUUUGAAUGAAUGAUAACGUUUAUCUUAUCAUUAUUUGAUUAAACUUGGAUGAAUGUAAAAUAAGUAUUGAUUUGUAUCUAAAUAAUAUUGAGUCUAUCUAGAAGUCUUAGGUGUUGUUUAGAUAAAGUCUUUGAAGUUAAAAUCGAAUUCUGGAAUAUUGGUAUUUAUCAAGAAGAAAGCUGA
Carya illinoinensis is the source of this 1169-nucleotide messenger RNA. RefSeq names its product dehydration-responsive element-binding protein 1B-like. Lineage: Eukaryota; Viridiplantae; Streptophyta; Magnoliopsida; Fagales; Juglandaceae. Gene Ontology annotation, molecular function: DNA binding; DNA-binding transcription factor activity. Gene Ontology annotation, biological process: regulation of DNA-templated transcription. The record is from RefSeq and is a predicted model, not a curated record. The coding region runs from base 72 to 881 and encodes 269 amino acids. The transcript has a single exon.